This is a messenger RNA of Prorocentrum cordatum, 423 nucleotides long. The record is from the annotation of a GenBank genome assembly. NCBI's taxonomy places the organism in Eukaryota, Dinophyceae, Prorocentrales, Prorocentraceae.
AUGGCGCGCGCCGCAGCGCGGCUCCUGCUCGGGGGCUGCCUCGGCACGCUCUGCUGGGGCUGCACGGAGGAGCAGGCGCUGGUCUUCAACCGGCUGGCCGGCCGGGACCUGCUCAAGCUGGCGAACGCUGGCAUCGGAAAUUUGUCCUUCGAGACGAUCGGGGACUGCGCGGCGGCGGGUGACGGCCUGAAGCCCUGCAGGAGCGUUCCCAAUUUUCCCGUGCACAUGCAGGGCAAAGACUGGAAGAUCACCGUCCCGUACGCCACUGGCCUGGAUACGUUCAGCAUGACCAACAUCUCCCUGCGUUGCGACCCGACCUCGUCGGCUACGCCAGCGGAGCUGGGCUGGUUUGCCGAGCUCGACGGCACGAUCCGCGACUUCGGCAUCAACGUGAGCGUUUUUGGGCGUUCUUGUACGUCGUGA